Molecule: messenger RNA, 1343 nt
Organism: Ruditapes philippinarum (Manila clam)
Lineage: Eukaryota; Metazoa; Mollusca; Bivalvia; Venerida; Veneridae
Product: guanylate-binding protein 2-like
Exons: 7
Coding region: 158-1198 (346 amino acids)
Molecular function (GO): GTP binding; GTPase activity
Source: RefSeq, a predicted model, not a curated record
CAUAUUUUAGAUUUGUAUACGUGAUCAGAUCUCGCUUCUAAAAAUAACAUUCAUCUGCACAACAUCAGCCUUUAAAUUGGAUUUUUCUAUUCAAAAAAGGCGCAGGCACUAAUCAUUGCAAAAUAUUUUACUUGGUUUUCAGCCCAUUCAAGUGACAAUGGCAUCUAACGAACAUGAAUAUGAAUACUUCGGGUCAGACAUGGCAGAAGAUGAUAUACAAAUUGAAAGUCAAAUGGGAAAUAUGUCACUCGGAAAUCAAACAAGCAGGUCGAAGCUUUUUGAUAUACCGCAACGAUUGAUUUAUACGGAUGAAGAAGGACUGUUGCAGUUAGAUGGCGAUGUGUUGUCUCAACUUUCACAAAUUAACAUGAAAAUCAAUGUUGUCGGUGUCUGUGGUUUGUAUAGAACUGGAAAAUCCUAUUUAAUGAACUGGGUUGCAGGUGAGAAAACAGGGUUUAAUCUUGGCGAUACAAUUCAUUCAGAGACAAAAGGGAUAUGGAUCUGGUGCAGACCUCAUCCAACGCAAUGGGACCAAGUGUUAGUUUUGUUAGACACAGAGGGGUUAGAUGAUCCUGAAAAGGGAGAUCCCGAACAUGACAGUAAUAUGUUUUGUCUUACACUUUUGAUGAGCAGUACACUUAUCAUAAAUGUAAAGUCUGUGUUCGACUACUCAACCCUGGACAAGUUAGCUUUCAUAGCUUCACUAUCCGACACGAUAAAAAUUUUAGAUGAUGAAGCGGAAGACAAACAUAAUGCCAAAACAAUCCAAGUUGCUUCUCCCACUCUGAUUAUGUGCAUCAGAGAUUUUUUCUUGAAAAAUACAAAGGAUGGAAAAGUCCAAACUGCCACUGAGUACCUUGAAUAUAACCUUAAAUCAGUACAAGUGUCUACCUUAUCAAAGAAACAACAGGAAAAACAAGAGAAAUUCAACACCAUUAAAGAAUAUAUCAAGGAUUAUUUUCCAAAGAGAAAAUGUUUUACGAUUGCACAACCAGCUUUGGGAGAGAAUCUUCAGAAAAUCGAGGAAUUAGAUGAAACAUCCUUAGAGAAGAGUUUUGUCGAAAACAUCAAAGCAUUGCAAAGUUACGUUUAUAACAGAAAACCAAAAUACAUUUGCAACGCAAGCAAGAAACCAUUAGAUGGAUCAGGUAUGUAUGCUUUGUUUAUAGAUAUAAAUGAGAAACGAAAUGAUAUUUAAAGAUUCUAAUGAAGUAAUAUUAAUUGCCAAAACAGCUAUGCUUGGAAUUUUUUGCGAUUUUUUAUUGUCAGAAUUAUUGUGACACUCUGAAAAAGGACAGUCUACGAGAGCGACAAAAACUUGACAAAAAAUUGCUCCUCGGGGA